GUGAGGCUCUCUCCUCCCUCUGCUCUCCUCUCUGGGCUGUAUAUAAGUGUGUUUCACUGGCCUGUGUUUCACAGUGACAGACUGAAUGCAGGCCUGAUGGCUGUACGGCGCUGAGGUCCAUCAUGACCCCGGGAAAGAGGCCCCCCGCGGACUGCUAAUUAUCUGGUGAUGUGCAGCAUCUACAGGAUGAUUGACAGCUGCUCCUCCUGAACCCCAGAAUGCCUGUGGUGCCAGUGGGCGGGACAUCCUCCUCCCACCCUGUUGUACCUGUUGCCCUCACCUGCUCGUGGCUGCUUCUGCUCUUUCACGUUGCCUUUGGUCAGAAACCUGCCAAGCUGCCCUUGAUCAAUCGGAAGCCCUUCAUCGCGGCCUGGAACGCCCCUCUCGACAUGUGCACCAUCAAGUACAAUGUCACCACCAACCUCGACCGUCUUUUCCACAUCCACGGGAGCCCACGUGCUGGUUGGACAGGCCAGAAUGUCACCAUUUUCUAUGCCAACCGGCUGGGCAACUACCCUUACUACACCCCGCAGGGCGACCCUGUGCAUGGUGGCCUGCCACAGAACUGCAGCCUGGACAUGCACCUGCUGAAGGCCUACCAGGACAUCAACCACUUCAUCCCUGCAGAGGACUUCCGGGGCCUGGCUGUCAUCGAUUGGGAGUACUGGCGGCCUCAGUGGAGCCGUAACUGGCACAAAAAGGACAUCUACCGGCAAAAGUCUAGGGAGCUUACCGCCAAGGCUUAUGUAAACGUGACGGCAGCGCAGGUGGAGGAGCUGGCACGGCGGAGAUUUGAGAAGAGUGCCAGGGCAUUCAUGCAGAGGACUAUUCAGCUGGGGACACGCCUUCGCCCCAAUGGGCUCUGGGGUUUCUACCUCUACCCUGACUGCCACAACUACAACAUGCAUGAUCAGAACUACACAGGCUUCUGCCCCCUGCUGGAGAGCAUGAGGAAUGACGAGCUGGGGUGGUUGUGGAACAGCAGCACGGCGCUCUUUCCCUCGGUGGCAAUCAGGAAAAGCCACACAAACAGUAUCAGCAACCUUCACUUCUCCCAGCACAGGAUCAGAGAGUCGCUCCGUGUUGCCUCGCUUACCUCGAAGGAGUAUGACCUCCCCACAUACGUGUACCUGAGGCUGGGAUACCGGGACGAGGCCAUGGCCUUCCUCACCGCAAAAGACUUGAUCCACACCAUCGGGGAGAGUGCUGCUCUGGGUGCUGCGGGAUUUGUCAUUUGGGGUGACCUGAACUUGACCUCAUCCAGGUCUAACUGCUCCAAAGUGAAGACAUUCCUGAGCUACCGCCUGGGUAAGUACAUCAUGAACGUGACGCGAGCAGCUGAGGUCUGCAGCGACUUCUUGUGCCAGAGCAACGGCCGCUGUGUCCGACGGGACCCCCGCGCCCGCCAUUAUCUCCACCUGAGCGCCAAAAGCUACAAAAUCAGUUCCUCUAGCAAUGUGGAGUUCACUGUCACCGGGUGGCACUCUCAACACGACCUGCAGCUGCUGACUGAGAGGUUUCGCUGUCACUGUUACGAAGGUCACGAGGGCGAAACCUGCGAAAGCAUCAACAAAGUGAAGGAGGACGAUGGGCCGUGGAGGGGGGGGGAGGAGGACGAGCAGGAGAGGAAGAGGACGGAGUGGGAGUACGAGCAGGAUGAACAACGGGAAAUAGGGGAGAGUGCGGCGCCCCCCGGUGGCUUCAGCCUUCACGUCAUGUUGCUGCUGCUCCUGUUAAACUUAGUGUUUGUAAAGACAGUCGUAUGAUGCACGCUGACAAAAGGAGGAGUCAUUUCUCAAGCUGAGUAAAGACGUUACUUUUCCAUGAACACGAUGUCCGACCAAGUACUUGAGGAAAUGACUAAGUACUAAUUCCGCCUAAUCAUUUAGUCUUAAAAAUGUCAAACAACACAGUAAGGCUGCAUGCUAACAUGCUAAGAAUAACAAUGGCAACAGCUAAUGCUCAGCAGCAACAUGUUAACCAUGUUUACAAUUGUAUUUUGGCAUGUUAGCAUAUUAACAUUUGCUAUAUUAGUCACUUUUGCAGGUAUUUGGUCAUUAAAAAAGUAUUGAACAAAAGAAGAAAUUCUACCUGUUGAUGGUGCUAAAAGUCAGGGAUCACCAAAGUCAUUAGGAUUUAUCACAUAAGGGCCGUGAAUGUCUGCACUAAACUUAGAGGCAAAUAAUCAUGUAGCCCAUAGUAUCUGCACCAAACCAAGCUAAUGGGAUGUUGGCUGUGGCAUUGUACUGUAUAUAACAGACAGACAUGACUGUGUUUUCAGUCUUCUAACUCUGUGAAAAAGUGUAUUUCUGAAAUGCAAGAAGAGUUCCUUCAAAGCUCAGCCAAGUGGCUGCUGAGUGCAGAAUACAACUUUUAAAGGAAUGGUUAAAGGUGGUUAGUGUGAAAUGAAUGUUGAAAAGUGACAAAUGUGUGAAAAUCACCACUUCCUUAUUAAGGAGUGUGUGAUGGCACAGAGGUUUGGCACGUUAACAGAUGAAGGUUUGGUUGAUUGUUAAACAAUCACCUGAAUGUUGCAGCAGUUUCUGCAACAACCUGCACUUCAUCUUUAGCCGACAACUGCAUCAGUUUUUCGAGGAAUGUUCAUCAGUAGAUAUAUAAAUAUAGAGUUGUGGUUUAUUAAAGUGUGGCAUGAGUCACCUUCGGCAAAAUAAAUGUUUGACAUGAUGAUUCAGCGUCGCUGCAGAGCUGAGGGAUGGGAUCAGAGGGAUCACGUUUUUUUUACUUUGAAAUAACUUUGCGAGGCAGCUGGAUUUCUUGCCAAAUCCAUCUUAUUCAGAACCACAGUGGUUCGUACCCAUCUGCAUUCUAUGAGGGGGGAACUACUGGCAGCUACAGGCAUGUCUUAGGUGUGUGGCAAUAGCAAGAAACAACUGUUCAUUAACAACAAUGGCAGCUCCCAAAGGGGGUUAGCCGAUGCUGCUAUAGCAUUAGUUAUAUAUACGAUUUUGAGAGUAUUUCUUCAUUGAAAGAUGAGCCAAGAAGGGCACUGAGGGUUUUUGUGAUGAUUCCGACUAGAGACAGUAACCGUGAUAGAUGGCGAAAGACAGAUGAUUCAUCCACUCACCUGCCAAGAUCUACUUGAAAGUGUUGCGUGCCCUUUUCCAGACAAAUUUCCAAUGAAGCCUUCUCACACGAUUCUGUGCAACCAACCAUUUGAUGUGCCUGCUUUUAAAUGGUUCACAGUAAAAUCUGGCUUUACUGCAGGAAGAGCAUCUUGUUUGCCUCUCGGAGGAAACUGAGGAAACUGUGCUGCACACAAUCAUAUGUGGAAAGAUAAUCACUAAGAUCUGACACUUUGUUUGUGGUAUUUUUGAAGACAUUUAUUUCUGAUAUGAAACCUGUUUAUUUCCUCAACAAUAAGCUGUUAUUUCACUUGUUAUUACAUACAUACAUUGUUUUAGUACUGUUGCUUACUCUAUACUCUUGAACUGCUCUGAUCAGGAAACGCCACAUAUUUGAGCCUGUGUGGGACAUGGCGUGCACAUGUUAUAGGUACUAAUAAUCAGUAUAACUGUAUUUUCUUUUCAUUUUUGUUGGUUUUGUUACUCAAAACCUAACCCAAGAUAUUGUGCAGAAGUUACUAUAUCUUAGUCUGGAAGAAUGGGAUCAACAGGUUGUGUCAGGUUUGGGAUUUUCAUUCAUCUCAAUGUGGCUGCACGGCUACUGUCUCUUAUUAUUAAUUCUUAUUAAAACUGACAAGGACCUAACCUGAACACAUUAGAGGUUCUCCCUGGUUUGUUGAUGGCUCCAGUUUAAACGUAUUGAUUUGUCUCCUUCUCUAUCCCUGAAACAGCUGUGAAACCUGAGGAUCUAACUGCACCAGACAAAACAGCCAUUCACCAUUUCACUUCAUUAUCACGUUUGUCUCAAGGGCUGCAGUCAGCGUUUAUCUGUGGCAGCCUGCAUACUAGAAGCACAGCAAUCUGCUGACAAAAGAUUUUUAAAGAGAAUGAAAGACAGUUGCUCAAAUGCUAAAGUAAGUAGUUGUUAACUUGACAAGCACCUUCUGUUGGUUGCAUUAUGAUUUGUGCCUGUCGGGUCAUUGUCAGAAUGUGUGUGAGUGGCGUUGAGUUAUAGUGCCACAAAGAAAUCAUGGAAAACCAAAAACAAUGUAUGGUUUGAGUGGAUUAGAAUAAAAUAAGUGCAGCUCCCAAUUCUCCAAUUUGACAAACUAGGAUGCUGAAACAUUACUACAUUUCCCAACUUGCAUUCGACCACUGUGUGUGUUCACAGAGUUCGUGGAGUGUAUUUUAGAGGCAGCAUGAAUCAUGAUAGAAAGUCAAUGAAAAGACACAAUUAGAUGCACAUUUUCCACAAAGACAAGAGGAAGAAGAGGGACUGUGGUGACCAUACUGCACAGCGCUAUGUUCCACAAAGCUCCUGCAUUCAUAAGAAAUAGUUGCCAUGCUCUGCUCCAUGUUAAAAAGAAGGUUGAGGUAGAUGUUUGACACAAAGUGUUCAGAUCGAUCUAGAGUUCUGUAUUACUGUUGAACUUGCUGGACCUAAUUCUGGCAGUUGAAGUUUCGACUAUCGGUCUGGUACACACUUCUUAUAGGAGAUCAUACUCACUCACCAAAGAUACAUAGAGCAAGAACAGAUGUUCAGGGUGAGGACUGGGACUGAAACAGGAAACAUUCUCUCUAUAUCCAAGUCAGUGAACCGUCAAACUCAUUUGAAGCUGCUAUUUUAAGGUUGAGAAAAAGUUGUGAUGGUGAUGCUUUUAUUCAGUUCAUGCCCUGUAAAACAUUUGGUGUCUUUCCAUUGACCUUACAUUAUUAGCUGUGUCUCCAUCCAUUUUUGUCCAAUCCAAAUUUAAUCACAGACCACAGAUCUGAAACAUUUAUACUCAAACUCAAACAAAAUCCAGAACAGAGGUGGCCCUGAAUCUUGGUUUUGGUCAUUUCAUCAUUAAAUUAAGGUUGAGUUUCUUUGAAGUGGAACAUGUAGCAUCUGGCACGACUCUCUGUGACAUUGAUCCUGGUUUAUAAUGAACCGUUAUUUUCAUCUCAAACAAGCCUCUCAUCAUGAUGCUGUAACUGUUUCCUUUGCUGUUUUUUGUUUUUGUUUUCCCCCUUAAGAUUGUAAACCAAAUAUGCACCAAGGACUAUGCAACACAUGAAAAAUGUUGAAUGUAAAUGCACUGCAAAUAAAGACUUCUCUUCAGUA
Hippoglossus stenolepis (Pacific halibut) is the source of this 5187-nucleotide messenger RNA. It is a transcript of the gene hyal4, whose product is annotated as hyaluronidase-4. Gene Ontology annotation, biological process: carbohydrate metabolic process; hyaluronan catabolic process. Lineage: Eukaryota; Metazoa; Chordata; Actinopteri; Pleuronectiformes; Pleuronectidae. The transcript has 4 exons. The coding region runs from base 219 to 1766 and encodes 515 amino acids. The record is from RefSeq and is a predicted model, not a curated record. Gene Ontology annotation, molecular function: hyalurononglucosaminidase activity.